GAUCUGCGACUUGUUGAGGCCGCAGGGUGCUGGCAGACGCACCUCAGCCGCUGAUCUCUGCCUUACUGUCCUCAAUUCGUCUCUAAUGUGUUUCGCUUCGGGCUGCGGUGCUGUCUGAGGUGGCAGGAGGACCGCCGGUACGACUGCUGAUCACACAGGGACCAUUCGAAUGACACACUGGCGAGAGGGGCUAUCAGCGGAGGCAGGAACGUUGCGCAUCUGACGAGGGAGGGUGACGAAGGCGGGGGCUCUGCUUGAGCUGAAAGAUCUACCGGUGAGGCACUGAAAAGGACCACAGUCCGAUGCAUCAUCCACUGCUACUCUUUUCGUUUGUUUCGGUUCGGGUGCGUCAUUCAGGUUGUCCCUUCACACCAACCGAUCCAGCGAUGAGCGCGGCUUUCAGCUCCCACCCGCAGGCGCACACGCCCUCCUCUGCCUCCCCGGCCCACAUGCACACCCCCACUGCAUCCACCCCCAUGAACGUCGACAGCACACACCAGGUCGUCGCCAGCCAUCAGCAGCCGGUGGCAGGCAACGUGCCGCGGAUGGACAGGGCGGGUUCCAGUGAGAGCAAUACGGUGUCGAGUGGGGGGCGGUCGUCGAGCAUCGCCAGCCGCAAGUUCACUUCCCGUCCCGGCAUCAUCGCCGAGCCAAAACGCAGCCUGCUGGUCGACACUCUGGGCGAAUCGUCGCCUGCCCGCCCCCCCAUCCCUCUCAACCACACUGCGUCCACCGCACCGCCACCACGACCACCACUACCAAAAAAGAGCGGCUGUCCGUCCGACUACUCGAUGUUGCUCUCCAACCCGGAGCCCAUCUUCCGCCGCUCGCACAGUGGGCUGCAGUCACACCCGCCGCUUCCCCCACUUCCCGUGCUCGCCAAGAUGCACCUGCACCCCUACCUGGCUUUCCGGGCGCCCGCAGCAUGUCACACGAAGCCGGCCGCAGCAGGAGAGGGAGGGAGAGAUGGCAAGGCUGACCGGACAAAGAGGCGGCUGCAGCUGGAGUUGAGGCGGCUGGGCGGUGACGACGUGCCGUCCAUCAAGAAGGAGCCGCCGCGUGAUCGCGUCAAGAAGGAGGGGAAGCGAGAGGCCAAGUGGCGGAUCGGGGAGGCCAACCGCCCACGACUCAUCCAGACAUCCACCCCGUAGGACAGACACGCAACGGCAAUACCCAUGCAUACGCACAUCGCUACCUGUCUGUCUGUCUGUCCUUCAGUCCCCACAUUGUGCCUCUCGCCUCCCCCUCCAUCCUCACGCCCACCUCGCCAUUCGGCCCCUUCGACCUCUCCCCCCCGCCAUUGGCAUUCUCAUCACCCACCCAGUGGCCGGCUGUGACGCGCAGCAAGCGCACCAGCAUCAAGAGGAAGCCCCCGGUGCGGCAGCGUCUGCGCAGAGAGGACGGCUGGCAGGAUGUGUAUGAGGGCAGUCACGCUGCCGAGAAGGGGUGGCUUGCACAUGCUUGCGGCGAGGAUGAGUCGUCUCUGAAGGUCCGUCGCGGUGUGCGGUGGACGGAGCUGUCGCUGUUUGUGCGCGUCCAGAGCUCGGCGAAUGAGGUCACCCUGGUGCACAUCCCUCCCUGCAACCAGUCGUUCGAGUAAAGACAUACGGCGAGAGAAACAUGACGAGGUCGGCCGUCAGAUGGCGGAAGUGGAGACGAGGGUGCAGCAGCAGGAAGGCAGCGAAGGAUCCGCAGCGCCUGCUGCUGCCCCCUCGUCUCCAUGUCUACUAUCAUGCGGUCGACCUUGAUCUUACUGCACUGUCCUGUGGCAUGUGUAUGUGUGUGUGUGUGUGUGUGCUGUGGUGGUUGGCGUUUUGGGUUGGGUGCUGCUGCCUGUGUUGGUGUUUUGCGUUUUUGCGGCUACGUGCAUGUGUGUGUAGUAUUACUGUCUAUUUGGAUACCAUACAAUUCGACCUCCCGUACUUGGGGAGGGGGAAGGGGAGGGGGCUGACUGCUGACAGACAGAGACAGAGACAGAGAGAGAGAGAGAGAGAGAGAAAGGCAGACAGACAGAGAGACAGAGAUGAAAGAGACAGGCUGUCCGUUGAAUCAUGGCAGCAUCCGGGUGUGACGCAAGACAGACGAGAUCGGCCAGCGUCACGCAUCUGUCUGGUCAGAGUUGCGUGUCACGAGUGUGUUGGUUAGUUAAGCCGCAAGUGUGACAUCGUGUGCGCCGCUCUGAGUGAGUCGGUUGGCCAGAGUCUGAUAGAUAGUGCCCUAUGAGUCGAGCGAGAGAGAGCCAGCAGCGAGAGAAAGAUGGAGGAUUUGAGUCUUAUCGUAAUUAAGCCUGUCUUCUGGAUGGGAGGGGAUCUUGUGCGUGGGUGCGUCUGAUGGCCCACUUGGACUACAAAAGGGACAUAACAGACAGAUGAAUCCGAAAUAUAGUGUCACGCAGAAGCUCGUUCUUCCUUCUCAAGCACACAUAUGCUG
This is a messenger RNA of Vitrella brassicaformis, 2430 nucleotides long. The record is from the annotation of a GenBank genome assembly. Lineage: Eukaryota; Vitrellaceae.